This is a messenger RNA of Fusarium proliferatum ET1, 423 nucleotides long. RefSeq lists its product as uncharacterized. The transcript is spliced from 2 exons. Lineage: Eukaryota; Fungi; Ascomycota; Sordariomycetes; Hypocreales; Nectriaceae. The record is from RefSeq and is a predicted model, not a curated record. Bases 1 to 423 code for a protein of 140 amino acids.
AUGAAGAUCACCGCCUUCCUCACUUCUGCCCUCGCCGGCGCCGUCGCUGCCCGCGACAGCGUCUACCUCGUCAACUCCUACAAGGGCAGUGAGAUUUCAAGCGGCAUAGCAUAUUAUGCCGAUGGGCAUUCUGCAACCGGAGGGUCUCGUCCUGAUGACUAUGUUGACGUUGUCCAUGGAAGCAACAUCAUCUGGGAAGGUCGAACAGUGAAGGGCACUUUCGGUAGUGGCGUUUCCUUCACAUCAAACAUCUUUGCCGAUGCAGGCGGCAAGCAGGGAAAUGCUUGGGCUGGAACGGGAACGAACGGGUUUCACACAUACAACUGCUACAAGGGCACUAACCCAAAUGGUAAACCUUGGGUACUGUAUACUGUGGAUGGCUGGACUGUCAACGUUAUCUACUUCUGCAACCCCUUCAAUUAA